AAUUUAGCAGCUCUAGUUGGUUUGCGUCAGGUGAAAGUCGUACGGUACUCAGCUGAGAAAAAGUUGUUUCGUUUAGAAAUGAAACGUUUGUCAACAUCUUAAAUUAUACAUGUUGACUAAUAAGAUUUACAACUUCAACAUCACCAGGUAAACAGCAGAAAUGAAGAGUCUCAAGUACCGACUGAAAAAGCAUGAAAUUACGCUCACAAACACAGACUGGAACAAGUAUGACGACCGGCUGAUGAAGGCGGUGGAACGGGGCGAGGUGGACAAGGUGGCGGCCGUGCUCAGCAAGAAGGGCAUCAUCCCCACUAAGCUGGACAUGGAGGGACGAUCCGCGUUCCACCUCUCUGCAACCAGGGGCCACCUGGACUGUCUCAAUCUCAUCCUGGGCCACAGCGUUGACCUCACGGCCACCGAUGCCACCGGUAAAAACGCCCUUCAUCUAGCUUCCAGAAAUGGCCAGUCGCUUUGUGUGCAGAAGCUAUUGCAGCACAACUGUCCUGUGGGGAAUGUGGACUUGCAGGGGAGGACCGCUCUACACGACGCUGUGAUGGCAGGCUGCUCCUCUAGCGUCAAACUACUGUGUGACAGCGGGGCCUCUGUAAACGCAAGUGAUUUUGACGGGCGGACUCCUCUGGUGCUGGCUACCCAGAUGUGCCAUCCACACAUCUGCCGGCUGCUGUUGGAGCGAGGGGCCGACAUCGCCAUCCGUGACAAACAGAACAAGACCGCUCUUACCCUGGGCUGUGAGUAUGGCUGUAAGGACGCGGUGGAGGUCCUUCUGAAGAGCGGCGCCGACGUGACGGCCGUGGACAGCUUUGGCCACGACUGUUUCCACUACGCCCGCCUCAGCAAGAACCAGGAGCUGGUCAGCCUUUUCAAGACCUACCUCGACAACGUCACCAAAGCAAAAGAAGCUGCCAAGAUGGAGCAGAAAAAGCGACAGCACUCAGUGGAGAUGACUGAACAGGCCGAAGCCAACGUGAGGGACCUGGAGAGACAGAACGAGAGCCAGCAGGAGACUCUGAGGAAGUUUCACCUGGAGCAGAGGACUCUGAUGGAUAAGGUCAAACUACUGCAGCAGCAGCUCAGCCAGGAAAAACAUACAGUGGAAUGCAUCCAUAAAGAGAGGGAACAGCUGAAGCUCUUACUGAGUGCCAAAGACAGGGAGGAGGGGGCUCGGGCCCCAGAGACUGUCAAGGUUCAGCUCAGGAGCCACAUGGGGGACUACUCUGGCCAGUCUGUUAUCAAAGGAAAAGACAAUGUCCUCGUCAAACAAUCUCACAGCCUGGAUUCAGCGCAGAUGCUGCAGUCGUCCGGUCUUUCACACUCACUGUCCCGUCCCCUGGAGCUUGCGGGACGUCCUGGCGUGGGCUGGGACCCAGUCGAGGAGGUGGAGGCCCUGCGGCGCGAGCUGGAGACGGUGAGGAGGCGGCAGCAGACUGCCGAGGAAGAGGCUCUUCGCCUGCAGGCGGCACUGGCCCGCAAAAGCCAGGAGUGCCAAGAGCUGGUCCAGAGCCGGGAGACCAUCCAACGGCAGGCAGACCGGCAGGUCCAGGAGCUGGAGGAGGCACUGGGGGACGUCCAGAAGAGGAUGCUGGACUCUGAAGCCAAGGUCAAGCAGCUCCAGGCCCACGUGGUGGCGGUCAAGGAGCACCUAGGAGGCCAGGCGGCCGACGAGCUCCGUGCCCAGCUCCACGAUGUCAAGGCCAAGUACGAGGGCGCCUCGGCCGAGGUGGGGCGCGUGCGUAACCACCUGAAGCAGAGCGAGAAGGCCCUGGAGGAGUACAAGAGCAGCGAGGGCCAGCUGGCGGUGGAAGCAGAGCGGCUGGGCCUGGAGCUGACCGCCUUGCGGGAGGAGCGGGAUGAGCUGGCAGAGGCUGUGCUGGACAUGGAGGCCCUCAUUAAGGAGACCCGGGCACGGCAGGGAGAGAAGGUUGUGCCGGCAGAGAAGUUUGACAACAUGAAGAACCUGCUGAGCAAUGCGGUGGAUGAGAAGGAGCGUCAGCUGGCAGAGCUGCGGGAGGACUAUGACCGUGUGCUGGAGGAGGUGGCUGAGCUACACAGGGAAAUGGACAGCCAGCAAACCCAGGCCGGGACUGCGGUCCCCCUGCAGGAGCAUGAGAGGAUGAGGACGACCCUGGAGGAACAGAGUUCCUCCAUGAAGAGGAGGCUGGCGGACAUAACUGCCAAGAGCCAGGCACUGAUCCGCCAGGUAGAGGAGAGCGAGGAGGAGCGGGAGAUGCUCCAGGAGCAGCUGGAGGAGCUCAACAGCAGGGUGGAGGCCAACUUCAUCCCCCUCAAGGCCCAUGAAGAGGCCAAGAGCGCCCUGGAGAGAGCUGUGGAGGAGCUGGAAGAGAGGCUGGUGGAGGCCGCAGAAAGGAACGGCCAGGCCGAGGUGCAGAUCCGGAGGCUACAAACGGAGAGGGUCACCCUGUGUGAGAGCGUCACCAGCCUACAGAGCGCUACCGUGCCCUCUGAGAAGUUCCGGAGCGAAGUGGGUGCCCUGAAUGCUCGCAACGCUGAACUGGUGAAGGAACUGGAAGUGCUCCAGAAGAGGUUUGAAGAGAGAGAGAAGGAGCUGGCCCAGGUCACUGCCAAGAACCAGUCUCUGAAACAGAGCCUAAAUGGAGAGUACGUGUUCAGAGAGAAACAUGAGCAAGUGAAUUCGGAGCUGAGUGCUGCUUUGGAGAAGGCCAAGGCUGAGCUCUCCAAAGUGGAGAAGGAGAGCAAAGAAAGUGAGGAAGAGUUGCAGAAGGUGAAAGAGGGUAGUGCAGAGUUGAAAGAGAAGCUAGAGAAUGUUCAGGUGAUGAUAGAAAAUGACUAUGUGUGCCUUAUAGACCAUGAAGCUGUAAGGGUUAAGUUGAGCAAUGCUGUUGUUGAGGCGGAGCAUUGUGCCAAAGAGGCGUUGGCAAGCUACCAGUCUGCCCAAGAUGGGACAGUAAAGCUUCACCAAGAAAUGGAGGCGCAGAAGAAAGAACUAGACACCAUCCAGGAAGCUAUCCAGGCCAAGUUUGUUCCGUUGACUGCCGUAGAGGAGAGGGAGAACUCCUACAACACCAAGCUGAAAGACUUGACAGGAAAGCUCUCGGAGAUGCAAGAGAAGUACAACCAGGAGAAGUUGGAGGGGGAACGUCACAAGCAGGAGAAAGAGAAACUGAAAGUGCAGAUGGAGUCUGUGCAGCAGAGAAUGGAGACAGGCUUUGUCGCCAGUGAAAAGCACAAGGAGGUGGAGGAUGAGUACAGGGGUAAAAUGGAGGAGCUGACGCUGAGGUUGGUGGACCUGGAACAGCAGUACAAAGACGUGACAGUGCAGAGGGCUGAGCUGGAGGAGCAGAACGCCCUGUGUAACACUGACAUCCAGAGCCUGCAGCAGCGCCUGGAAUCCGAGUCGGCCCGGCUGGAACACUAUGAGGCCGAGCACCGAGCCCUGAGGAGCACCAUCCACCAAGCCCAGGACGAGUGCCAGAAAGCCAGGGAGGCCCAGCGUAUGGAGGCCCAGAGAGCCUGUGCCUUGGAGAAGGAGCUCCAGGGAUGCUCCGGGGACCAGGCCGUCCUCCUGCAGCAGCAUGCUCAGGCCAAGGAGGCCCUGGAGGGGCAGGUGGCCCAGCUACUCGCUUCCCUUCGCCAGGAGCAGGAGACCAGCGCCCAGAGGGCCCAGAACGUGGCAGCCCUGCAGUCAGAGCUGCUCCGGGCCACCCAGUCCCUGGACGAACUCGGAGGAAGAGAGGACCAGUUGAGCCAGCUGAAGGCUGAGAAGCAGCGUCUGCAGGAAGAGACAGCGGCGUUGGGGGAGAGGCUAUCUGGGCUGGCGGAGCAGUGCGAGGUGCUCCACCAUGAGGUGGCCCAGGCCAGGGAGGACGAGGGCAGGGCCAGAGAGGGCCAGUCCAGGGCCAGGGUGGAAACUGAGGCCCUGCAGGAGAAGAGCAACACCAUGGAUAAGGAGAUCCGGGAGCUGAAGGAGAGGUACGAGGAGUCGCUCAGCACCAUCGGGGAGUUUCAGAGGAGGAUCCAGAUGUCGGCGGAGCAGACUGAGGUCAAAGACAAAAAGAUCAGCGAGCUGCUGACGGACGUGGAGAGACUGAAACAGGCCCUCAAUGGUCUGUCCCAGCUGGCGUACGCUGGCAACGCUGCACCCAAUAAGAGACAGACGCAGCACAUAGACACACUCCAGGCCCAGAUCAAGAGCCUGCAGCAGCAGCUGGCUGAUGCUGAGAGUCAACACAGAGAGGUGGUUUCAAUAUAUAGAACUCAUCUCCUCAGUGCAGCACAGGGCCACAUGGAUGAGGACGUCCAAGCCGCCCCUGCAGAUCAUCCGCAUGAGACAGGAGUUUGUCUGCUAAAAGUCCAUUCAGCAACAACAGAACACAACCCGUUGACUCAAAUCCACCGUUCACACAGCCCCAGCUACAGAGCAUCCCCCCCCCCGCUGUGGCCCCUGUGGGCGCCUGGCGUGUGAGAGUGUGUGUGUCUGUGUGGGAAGAGAUCCAUGUUACUAGUCAAACAUAAUCCUCCCUGUAUGUCUAGAUUGGUUUGUGUGUUUCAACAGAACUAAGACCAAGUGUUGUGGAUGGACAUAGAUAUACAGUAGAUAUACGUUAGAUAGAGAGGGUAAGGGUAGACCAUGGGUUGUACCUUAGCUAGGUGGAUAAACCUCAGCAUAGGAGAUGACUCAAUGGGAUACUGUAGCUGCUGACCAAUAGAAUGUACUAAUGUCCUUUGAAAACAUGAGCAUGAUGAACUGCCUAUGCAGGCCUUUCUCUUCCUGGCUACUCUGUUAAGGCUCCAUGAAACAGGAUAUUCAAUGCCUAGCUGGCAAGUCUCUGAAAGGAAGCUCUUCUUAGAUGGAAUGUAUGUACAUCUCCUCUAGGACUGUAUGGGUUUAGCAUGAUGUUGGGUCUUGUGGAGGUGUGGUGGGGUGAUUGGCCUCUGCUUAGAUGGAAUGUAUGUACAUCUCCUCUAGGACUGUAUGGGUUUAGCAUGAUGUUGGGUCUUGUGGAGGUGUGGUGGGGUGAUUGGCCUCUGCUUAGAUUAUCCUCCUGACGUCGCAGCAGUGAAACGGAUCUGAAAACACAAGCAGCAAAGUCCGCUGUUAACUCACAUUCCCCCGUGGCGAUCGACUCCCUCCCGUCUUUCGUCUUCAUCUUUUGAGGUUCUACGGUGAAUUCUAGAACCGUGCCCUGGUCAUUUCAAACAGGAACCCCCUGAAGUUAACUACUCAUUCAGUUUGGGAGCAGGACUCCUCCAUUUUGGGGCAUUGGCCACAGCGACUGUUUCCCUAAAGGUCCAAACUUUAUCUUGAUUCUUUUCACUGAAUCGUAAACUCCUCAAGCAGUCUCUUUAAGCCAUUGACCCCACACAAACAACGUGAAUGUGGGGCUCUGCACAUUCUGGAUUUGACUCGAGGAGUGUUUGCAAACAACACUGUAGCCCAAUCUUAAGACGAACCCCUACCAUUAUGGUGGUCACAGAUCUGAAGGAACAGGAUAGGUUUAAGACAGUGACUCUAUCAGGGCAGCCUACAUGUUGAUGACUUGGAGCAAUCUGCAUAUUGCUUACACCUAUCCAGUCCCCCUUCAGAUCGGCAAAAACACACCAGAGAGUUAGAGGCUGGGAGUUUUGGACAGGGGUUCUGGAAAAGGGCCUUGGCUGUGUCCUAGUGUUUGCGGUGCAGCGUCUCCUGUUGCUGGAGCGAGAGUGCCCUCUAGUGGGGAGACUUGGCAGGCCAAGUUGACUGAUGUAUUCAUUUGACUAGUGUUUUUUUGUUGUUGUCUUGUCGUGGUUCAUUUUAGUGGUCUCUGAGAGUGGAGCAAGUCUCUUGUGCCUUUAAACUGAUAUCUUUUUCAUGGCUUUGUACUACUUUGAUUAAUAAACAACGUUGGUGUAACAAUGAAAUUCAGCAGGUCUGGAGUAGAAAGACAGGACACCCUUUAGGGGAACAGUUAGGAUGUCAUUCUGUAGGGAUACUACGAAUCCCUCUAUUUAUAUGGAUUGAGAAGUGUAAGGUUGCGUCUGAAAUGGCACGUUAUUCACUAUAUAGUGCACUGCUUUCGACCAGGAGGUCUAAAGUAGUCCACUGUGUAGUAGGGAAUAGGGUUCCGUUUGGAACACACGUGUUGCUAAGCGUAACAAUAUGAAGAAGCUCAGUGAUGCUUUUGUCUUUUGUCUAACAAACUUUGCAAAGCAUAUAGAAAUGUAUAUUAAUCCAUUUCAUACUAAAUCCUCUAUAUACUACUGCUGUAACACACUGAUCUGAAAUGUGAUUUUGAAAUGAACAUAAAACAGAUUAAUUUAAAAUUGUUCUUUUUUUAAAAUUUUAAUUCGAGGAUCAUGAAAUACAUCUGUCUCCAAUAACAGCAUUUACAAGUUGAAUACAGUUAUUUUAAAUCUAGACCAAUAUGUUGAAAUUGGUUGUUUUUCUUUUUUCUUCUUGCAAGUAUUUAUUUUUGUUUGUGAAUUAGUGUUAAAAACAUAAAUAAAAGUCCCUAACUUAGA
Molecule: messenger RNA, 6498 nt
Organism: Oncorhynchus nerka (sockeye salmon)
Lineage: Eukaryota; Metazoa; Chordata; Actinopteri; Salmoniformes; Salmonidae
Product: uveal autoantigen with coiled-coil domains and ankyrin repeats protein-like
Molecular function (GO): protein binding
Source: RefSeq, a predicted model, not a curated record